AUGAGCCGCCCCGCCAGCGUCCAUUCAGUGGGCGAGAAGGCCGAAGCGAAAGACACGCUCGCCGAGCCCGCCCCGGCCAGCGUGCCGUGGUUCAGGAGCACGUACACCCAGGCCGUGGUGACGGGCAUCGCGUCCUUCCUCGCGCCGGGGAUGUACGCUGCGUGCGCGGCCACCGGCGCCGGUGGUCUCGCCGACGUCAAGAUCGGGAACGCGAGCGUCGCCGUCGCGUUCGCGCUCAUCGUGCCCUCUGCCCUCGCUGCCACGGGGUACGCUCCGUACGCGGCGGCUUUGUACACCAACUCGGCGUUCGGCAACCAGUGGUUCCUCAUCCUCGGGGCCGUGAUCUGCGGCCUGACGUCAGGCAUCUUCUGGGUGACAGAAGGCACCAUCAUCAUGGUGUACUCUGAGCCCGCGCGCAAGGGGCGUCUCGUGGCCAUCUGGCAGAGCCUGUUCAACCUCGCCACGCUGGUCGGUGGUGCGAUCAACCUCGCGCUCAACGUCGACAUUGCCAAGCCCGGCGGGCUGAGGCCAAAGACGUACCUCGUGUUCGUGGGCCUCAGCUCGUGCGCGCCCCUGUUUUCCUUGUUGCUGUCCAACCCCAGGCAAGUGAAGCGCGCCGACGGCCGCCCGGUGCCUGCGCUGCCGAGUGAAGGGUUCUUCAAGGAGGUGUGGCUUACGCUGCUCGAGCUGCGCCACCCGCGUGUGUUGGCUGCGGCCUUCCUCUGGAGCCACUCGCUCUUUGUCCCGAGUUUCUUUAACUUCUCGGUGCGCGUGCGCGGCAUGUCGUCGAUCGUGCAGCCCGUCCUUUCCAUCAUCUGGCACCAAGCCAACGGACAGUACCUCCUCGACUCGAACAUCCGCCUGCGCAAGAAGCUCGUCAUCGCGUGGUCCGUCAUCCAAGGCAAGUGCUUUCCCUCGGUCAUCGCCGUCUGCGUGAUCUGGGUCAUGGUCGACCUGGUGUACAUAAAGAACCACCCCGAAGCCACCGUCGUCUACGACUGGGAGACGCGCCGCUGGGCCGUGUGGUGGUUCCCCGCGGUGCUCGGCAGCGCCGCCGCGUGGGUGUCGUACGGCUACAACUACUACAUGGCCGCGUACAUCAUCCCCAAGAACUCGGACGGCGUGCGCAUGAGCCGCAUCAUCGCGACGCUGCGCUCGGCCGAGAGCGGGUCCGCCGCGGUCGGGUUCGGCAUCGGCUCGCUCCAGCUCGCCAUGUACAAACUCGGCAUCAUCAACAUCUUCUUCUUGGCGGUCGUGCUCGUGCUUGGCACGUGGCUGCAUAUCUGGAUCUGGCGGGCGGACGAGAAGGGCACGUUUGGGUACGUUGAGGACUGGGCCGAGGCGCGCGAGGCCGCCCGUGAGGAGAAGUGA
Molecule: messenger RNA, 1371 nt
Organism: Vanrija pseudolonga
Lineage: Eukaryota; Fungi; Basidiomycota; Tremellomycetes; Trichosporonales; Trichosporonaceae
Product: UNC93-like protein
Exons: 8
Coding region: 1-1371 (456 amino acids)
Source: RefSeq, a predicted model, not a curated record